AUGGCGGAGGGCUCCCUCACUCCAACUGUCUCUUGCUCAGGCCCAUUUCACAGAAGUUCGAGGUACCGGAAAAGACGCCAGCGCCGCGUGCCCUCCCUCCUCCCACAACCCAUAAAUCAUCCAGCCUUCACCCUCCCCGCCAAUGGGCACGCGCCCGCUCCAUCCGGCAGGACGCGCGCCCCCGCAGCCCUACGCAUGCGCGACCUCGCAGUUGCAGGUAACCGACGGGAACGGCGGGCGCUGUCCGCGCGGAGUGCGCUUGCGCCGCUGGAGGAUUGGGCGCCCCCCUACCCCCUCCACCGCACCACCCCGGCGGGGCGGGGCUUAGACGCAGGGCGCGCGCUCGGCCCCGCCCCGCCCUCUUUGCUUUUUUUUUUUUCGCGCGGGAAAGGCCCUGCGCCCCCCCCCCCCCCGCCACCCGCGCAACUGCUUUUCGUCGUCCGUGGCCUUCGACCGAAUCCCGAGACGUGGCCUCAGGAGCUCUCGAAGCAGCUGGUCCCCUCCCAGUCCCUCCUGGUGAUCGUGGUCAAGGAAGGCUGGCCCCUGGCCAUGGGCCCCGAUGAUGCCAGCUUUGCCUCGGAUAUGCAAGAAGGAGAGCGAUCUGCCCCUACUCCCCAACCCUCCCUGGGGGGCUGGGAGACCAGAGAUGCGGCCAGCAGGAUCGAUCCAGGCUGCCUGGCGUUAUCGGAUUUGUACCUCUGGGACCAGCCUGAGGAGGGGAGCCUGGGGACUCCGCUCAGCUUGGAGGAGCAAGUACUCAACUCCACGUUUGAAGCUUGUGACCCCCAGAGGACAGGCAUUGUGGCCGUGACCCACGUGGUGGCCUACCUGGAGACUGUGACAGGACGGGGCCCCCAGGAUGCAUGCCUCCAAACACUGGCCCGCAGCCUGGACCCCAGCGGGGAGGGCCCUCGGGCCACGGUGGACCUGGACACCUUCUUGGCCGUCAUGCGGGACUGGAUUGCUGCCUGUCAGCUGGAUGGGGGAUUAGAGCUGGAAGAGGAGAGUGCCUUCGAGGGGGCCCUGAUCCCCCAGGAACUGCCAUCUGGAUGCCCAGAAGCUGAAGAGCUGGCCAACCUGGAGAGUUUUGGAGGCGAAGAAGACCCCAGACCAGAGCUGCCGGCCACGGCUGACCUGCUGAGCAGCCUGGAGGACCUGGAGCUCAGCAACCGGCGGCUGGCUGGGGAGAACGCCAAGCUCCAGCGGAGCGUGGAGACAGCAGAAGAGGGCACUGCACGCCUCAGUGAGGAGAUCGCAGCCCUGCGCAAGCAGCUCCGCAGUGCCCAGCAGGCUCUGCAGUUUGCCAAGGCUGUGGAUGAGGAGCUGGAGGACCUGAAGACUCUGGCCAAGAGCCUGGAGGAGCAGAAUCGCAGCCUUCUCGCCCAGGCCCGGCAGGCGGAGAAGGAGCAGCAGCACCUGGUGGCCAAGAUGGAGACUCUGCAGGAGGAGAACGGGAAGUUACUGGCUGAGUGUGAUGGAGUGAAGAGGCGGAGUGAGGAGCUGGCCACAGAGAAGGAAGCUUUGAAGUGGCAGCUGUACGAGUGCGAGUGCCUCAUCUGCCAGCGAGAAGCCAUCCUCUCCGAGCGCACCCGCCAUGCAGAGAGCCUGGCCAAGAGCCUGGAGGAGUACAAAGCAACCACCCAGGAGCUGAGGCUGGAAAUAUCACACCUGGAGGAGCAGCUGAUUCAGACCCACGAGGGGCCAGAUGAGCUGCCUGAAGGGGCCCAGGCGAGAAGAGUGGGCUGGACCAAGCUGCUGCCCCCAUCGCUGGGCUCGGAGAUCGAGGCCAUUCAGCAGAAACAAGACAUGGCCGCCGCGGCAGAUCUCUCCAGCCCUCUGUGCGGAGUGUGGCAGUGGGAGGAAGUUGUCGGUGAGACGGACGAAGAAGCCGCGAUUCCACCUGAAGCCCCACCUGGGGGACAGAGAAACUUCCAGGAAGAGCCAGUGCACCCCCAAGAAGAAUGGAGCGAACACUGUAUGUGGUUGCCCAGAAGAGAGGAAGAGGAGGAAGCGGAGGCCUUGGUCCCGGUUGAUCUCCCCAUCCCUAUGGGAGCCUCUCACCUUGGAAACAUCCCAGAAAGCCCUCCUGAGAGCCCUGCCAUCCCCGAACCCAACCUCCACGGAGCCCUGGUGCCGGUGCCAGCGACCAAAGAGCUGGGCCAGAUCGGGAGGCGGCACCGGGGUCAGCUCGGCCUGCCCUGCCUGCCGCCCCAGCAGUUCAGGGUCACGAGGCACCCGCUGGUCCCUGCGCCGUUCCUGGGCCUGGUGCUGCUGCUACUGCUCUCAGUCCUGCUGCUGGGCCAGUCCCCGCCCCCCAGCUGGCCCCACCUCCAGCUCAGCUACCUCCAAUCCCCCCCAGUGUGA
Messenger RNA from Trichechus manatus latirostris (Florida manatee), 2364 nucleotides. It is a transcript of the gene KASH5, whose product is annotated as KASH domain containing 5. Bases 1 to 2364 code for a protein of 787 amino acids. Gene Ontology annotation, biological process: spindle assembly; chromosome localization to nuclear envelope involved in homologous chromosome segregation; actin filament organization. The transcript has 21 exons. Lineage: Eukaryota; Metazoa; Chordata; Mammalia; Sirenia; Trichechidae. Gene Ontology annotation, cellular component: meiotic spindle pole; meiotic nuclear membrane microtubule tethering complex; chromosome, telomeric region. The record is from RefSeq and is a predicted model, not a curated record. Gene Ontology annotation, molecular function: dynein complex binding.